Ruditapes philippinarum (Manila clam) is the source of this 3756-nucleotide messenger RNA. RefSeq lists its product as uncharacterized. The record is from RefSeq and is a predicted model, not a curated record. The coding region runs from base 1 to 3075 and encodes 1024 amino acids. The transcript has a single exon. Lineage: Eukaryota; Metazoa; Mollusca; Bivalvia; Venerida; Veneridae.
AUGAUGAGAGCUUCAGUGGCUUUGUUCUUGUUCCUGCUGACACGGACCGUCGCUCUACCGGCCAAAGAUGGAGUAAAUAAGGUAACGCAAACGAGACCAUGGAAUGCCACCAUUAUCAAACCAGCAUCACAAUCUGUUCUAACGACGGUAAAGAAUGACUUACCUCCAUUAGCACGUGUAAUUACAGAUACCAGCACCUCAACGUCAAAGUCCCGCAUCGCAGCAAUAUCGCCAACUAACUGGACUAUAGUAUCACCGCUUAUUGCAUUCACUGACUCAGUAGACAGACAGCAACCGUUUGAAAUUCCAUACACCGCUGCUUCUUUAUUGAAAAAUUGCGAGAUUUUACCCGAGGACCCUGAAGUUACAUCAAAUAUUAAAGAAACUCUAAAUAGUGGAUCCAAAAUGAUCAAAUUUCAUUUGCUUAUCAAACACAAAGAAAGGCUUUUCCGUGGUUACAACGAAAGCAGUAUGUACAAACCCUUCUACUGGGUUCGAUCCACAGGACGCCAUGGUAUUGGCCUAUUACUUUUAAGACCAGAAUACGAUGUUCUGUCUUUAACCACUUUAGAGCUUGGUGUAGAAACACUGCACGUGAACAUUACUGAAAAUCCUAGUAACUGCCUCAGCCAGCUUGCAUACACGGACAUAGAGGUGCUGUUUAGGGAGCUAGUUAUGAACGACUUUCAAAAUACAAGUUCCGGUGAAAUUGUAAAACUGAAACCUACGGACCAUGUCUGUAACAUGCACGUGACGGAUAAUGAAGGUGUUGCGGAUUUCAGAUUUCUAUGUUGUCAAAGAAGCGGAACUAAUCAUAUAAGUUGCAGUUACCUACAAUCUGACACAUGGCUCAAUGUUCUAUUCUUCGUUAUUGUACUGUUGAAAGCUAUCGUGGUUUUGUUUAGUCCAAGAUUAAUACCCGAUUCAUUCUAUCGUCUGAAACAUAUAGCCGCUCCUUAUGUACACAGAUUGGAAAAACCUUUCACCAUAACUACUGUUGUAACAACAGAUCCUAACAGAUACACAAACGUAAAGAACCAGUUUAAAUUGUCAAAAUUCAGGGAAAUGAAGAACUUUAAGACAACAUUGCAAAAUCUCACACUCGAUAUACCUUAUGAACUUGAAAUGAAUCGAGUUCAUCUUCGAGUUAAAAGUGGGCGUUUGCUGCCAGAGGAUUCUGCACCAGCUGGACUGUUUCGGACAAUGCAUGAAUCUUUUUUCAAGUGUAAAAUUCGCGGAAGAGCUGCUCUUGCAGAUUGUUGUAAUUCCAACUUUUUCUCGUUUUCUAAUUGUCACAACAAAACCACAUCUUGGUAUACGGUUUUAAAACGUUUCAUGGCAGCGGUUCUGCUUAUUUUUCUGGCUACACCUUGGAUUAUCCGAAUGUAUGUUUACUUUCGAUAUGAAGACGCAGAAAUGCAUAUGCGGAAACAAUUUGCAGCCGAAAAAUCACUACGAUUCUAUUUCCCGGGAAAUUUCACUCUAUUACUUACACCCUUACAUGUUAUUUUUAUUGUUAUCUACAUUCUCUUGUGCUUUGAGUCCUGUGCAUUUGGUAUUAUGAGUCAUAAGAUGAAGGAACAAUUCAAAUUCGUUCUCCGGAAGUGUUUCAAGGACAUGCGUGAAAUGAAACAAAUGGAUGUAAUUGGUUGGCUAGUUAGGAUUGCCGUUAAACCGUGCGCAAAGUUUGGUGGUAUAGGGAUUUGUGUUGGACUAAUUACAUGGACUCUUACACUGCCAGUCUUGUUUCUUAUCCUUUCGUUUUACAUAUUUCCAACUGUAAAUAUAACUCUGCGGCUUCUAGCUCACUUUGUGGUGUAUAUUUUGCCCAAGAACGCGUGUAAUGAGAUGAAAUUAUUUGCUAGACUUUCAAAAUACAUUGACAGUUUAGAGCAAAGGUUAGAUAUGGAUCAGAUUGCUAAAGCUGAAUCGUUAGAGAAGAACGAAUCUGUAUUGAGGUCCGGGUGGAAGAGAUUCCAACAGUUGAUCAUUAUAUCAUUGUGUCUACUGUCAAUGUAUUCAAUAAUAUUUCUUGUGACAGAGUUCGUGUCCUUCAUUGUGGAAAUAUUCGUAUAUACUUUAAUGGGCCUCAUUCUAAAUGCAUCAAUGACAUUAACCUAUUUCUCACUAGCGUUCCUAAUCUGGGUUUACGGAAACGACUGCUUUGGUGCUGUCAGUAAAAGAUUUCUUGCAUUUAACAAGACGAUGAAUGCUGCAAUUCUAGAACUUGGUAAGAAAAAGGUUGAAAAUGAAAUUUAUUCAGAUGAUGAAAAACAGGAGAACAUUGCAUUUAGAGUGAAGACUGAGAGGGUGGAAAAGGUCGAAAAUCCGGUACAACUUGUAACAAACGCGGACUGUGUACCAAGAUGGGAAAUUUCAAGACUUGUUUUGUUCCUCAGUAAGAAUAACCGACCUAUGAUUCCAAAGACCUUUUAUUUCAAGUCCUGUAUGAUGCCAUUCUACAGUGUUCCGGGAGAACUUGUGGUGAAUUACUUAAGAGCAGCAAGUGAGUUUGGGAUGAUUUUAUUAUUCCUUAUGUUUGUUCUUGUUGUCGUUCUCGCAUUUGGGGACACUUACGAGAUUUCAGCUACCAAUAAAAUGUUGGCUACAAUCGCUGGGGGAUUUUUGCCAUUUAUGUUAAGAAACAUUGUGUUUAAAUCACAUGCUGUACCGACUGUGGAUAAAGACAAUAUGCAUUUUCAAAUAUGUCUACACCGUUUGUUAGAUGACCACAAGCAGACGUGGCCAAUUUACGACAUUGAUGUCGUAAACAGACAGAUUUUGGUUGAUAGUAAGUCUGAAAACGGAAAUGGAAGCGCUGUAGAAACAACUGAUAUUAAAACACCAGUUUUCGAAGAAACAAACCCAUUUAUUGACAAUGGCAGCCAUAGAAACGGUAAGACAAAUAAUGAAAGUAUUGAUUUAUUGAUAAAUAUUGCAAGUGAAAUAGACAUUGACGAUUUUCCUGGAAUGAAUGAUGUCAAACACGGACGGGCUUAUAAUGGAUCUACUUCUUUACUGGAUGAUUUGGAACCGGAAGAAAAAGAGAUGCGUGAAAUUCUGAAAAAUGUGUAAAAUGUUUUUCGGGUCAUAUACAUUCCUCAGUCUGACCAACCAGUCCGUAAACUUGCAUAUUGCCCUCAAGGCCAUGUUUGAUUUGUUAAAUAAAUGAUAAUGUAUAGAUGAUUAUUUCGUUCUUCAGCUUAAAGUAUCAUUAUUAAUUUAUUAUCGUAACAUGACAUCAUGUACUACAGAACGACAGAAGUUAUUUUGUGUACUUUUACAAUAACUUCUUUUGAAUAAAUUAGUUGGCACUUGUUUAUAUUUGUUUUUUGAUAAUUCUGGAUACAGGAAGUGCCUAUAAUUAAACCUAAUUAUGUUUAUAUGACAUUUGAACCUUAUGAUGAUGCAAUUCAAUAUGUCUUUAGCAGUUCAAGAUAUAUAUGCGCUUCGUAUUUUAUUUGUAAGCAAAAGCGUACAAUUGUCAAUAUCCUAAUUUUAGUAGCGAAAAAAAAAACAGCAUAUUUAUAAAAGAUGAAGCUCCACGGUCAGUUAUCGGACAAAAGCGAAUAUGUUUAACAUUUUAGAUCAAUUGAAAUCUUAUGAUGUCAUUGAAUUAUUUGUAAGUAAAAAGUUAUAACCCAGUGACAAACAUGUAUUGUUUAAAUAGAAACAAUAAGGAAAGUAGUUUUUUGUAAUCGUUUGAUCUCUUUCAUGUAUUGUUUUUAUGUCCUGCAAUUUUACUUGUAAUGUAUG